UUGUAGUGUAUCGUGCCGAGACUACUCGGCUGGUGGUUUGAUAAAAAACGAUCGUCAGGUCGUCCAAAGUGUCCGAAAAUAUAAGCUAAGUUACGAUUCUGUGGGUGAAUUUGCGAAUAAGCGACGAUUCUGCCAAAUAAUGAUAUAAUAUAGAGCGGAACGAAGGGAGAGAGAAAAAAGGAUCGCCUCCUCCUCAGUUGAACCGCGUGAAGAGGAGUGAAGAACCCUGCGCCAUUUUGAAGUGUGAGGGGGGAUCGGGGUUAUCAUAGCGCAUACAACUACUUGUCCUUACAUUUGGGGGAAAAAAGAAGAGGAGCAGAGAGAGAUUUCGGAGGGCGAAAAAGUGCCACCGCCGCCGCUGCCGCCAACAAGGUCGUCACACCACCGCCGCCGCCGCCGCCGCCGCCACCGCCGCAUCAGCAGCGCGACACGCAUUAACAUCAGCAAAGCAGUAGCAGUAGCCAGCACGCGUAUCACUUAGUUAUAUAUGUGCUGCGUCCAAGAGGAGCAUCCGAAGUAAAAAAAAAAGGCAGAGAGGAUUAGGUUAAGUCUUAUCACGGAAGAGAUUCUGCACCGCAGUGUAAAAUCCUUAAUUGUUUCUCCUGUCCACCUACGAGUCGGUCUCCUGUCUGCAUCGUCUACUUUUUCGGCGCAGGAGCAGCAGAAGGAUCUAGGAAGGAGAGAGGGGGAGUUGCGAUAAUGGCCCGUCUGUUGUAGAAUCGAAGCGGUCUGCUGCUGUUGCUCUCUGUAGCUCUGCUGCCGUGUGUGUCGUUACCGUUAUCGGAGCGCUGCAACACAGGUUGUGGAUUUUUUCCUCCGGUUGUGGAAAAUAAUGGAAGCCAUGGACAUAGACGGCGACGCCGUUGUUGAUCUGAGCGUUGGUAGUAGCAGAAGAGAAUCGCCAGCCACACCAGCAAACUCGAUAAACAAUAAUGCAGGCACUCCCAUGGAUUUGGGUGUUAAUUACACAACUAGUCCCAGCUUAGACAAUAACAUGCCAGAGUCGAGGAAUAUACAGAAUUCUUCUAGGGGCAUUCUCGCAUCCAAAUCUGGGGAUGAUCGCAGGCCUAGACGUAAUCUCAGGCCAAGGACCGAGAGAAGUUAUGCCGAGAGUCCUGAUGAGCCAAGAAUCAACGGCUAUUUGAAUGGUAACGCAUCUGACAGUGAUGAGGGGGAGAUGCCACCGUUGCCACCUAUCAAAGAACUGACUUCGGAAGAACUGGCUGAUAGGGAGAGAAAUUUGAAAAAAUUCAAGGAGGAGGUGAGAGCGGAAGAAAUGAAACUGGUGCUUUUAAAGAAGUUACGGCAAUCUCAGCAAUUGAAAGAAAACAUUGCAGCUGUGCCGAAAGUUCAAAACAAGUUGCCUCCUCCAUCUAUUACUUGUCAACCUGUAACUUCACACAGUCACAGAACUGGUAAGGCACCACCACCUCUGUUGAGGGGACAGCCAGCACCAAGUAGAAGCAGCACCAUACAUGCUCCUCCACCUAAUAUGGUAUUGCCACCAACUCCAUUGAGAAGUUCACUGUCUAGCACUGGUAUACCGAAUAUGGUAAUACCGCAGCCCCCACAUCCAAGAGUAAGAUCUACACAAAAUACACCUAAUGUAUCUAGUUAUCACCCUCCUGCUGAUAGAACUGAAAGAUCUACAAAAGAUCCCACUCCGACCCCGGCGCACCAGAUGCAAGCAAAACUUGUUGGAUCUCAAGAAAACAAGCCUACUGUGCCUCUAAAUGCACCUGUCAUUCCUGAUCAGGAACGACCUCGGGAAGAGACUCCUGCGCAACGCCAGGCAGCUGCCAAACAAGCUCUCAGGAAACAGCUGGAAAAAACUCUAUUACAAAUACCUCCUCCAAAGCCACCGCCACCAGAAAUGCAUUUUGUACCAAGUCCCGCGAAUCCAGAAUUUAUCUAUUUGGUUGGUUUGGAACACGUAGUCGACUUUAUCACCAAAGAACCGGCUAUUCCUCCACCUCCCGAGCCAUUCGAAUGCACACAAUGUAAAACUGACUUCACACCAGUUUGGAAAUGGGAAAAGUCGUCAAAUAGUAAUAAAAAAGAUAAUCCACAAGGCCAACACGCGACCUUCCAGCGACCUACAGCAGGCAGGGAUCCUCGUGUCAUUUGCGAGCACUGUGUCACAACUAAUGUCAAAAAAGCACUCAAGGCUGAACAUACUAAUCGGUUGAAAACUGCUUUUGUAAAAGCUCUUAAGCAAGAAAAAGAGAUUGAUGAGAGAUUGGCGCAAACAACGUGUCCGAGUCCCGAUCCUCCUAUUCCAAAACAGGUACCCAAAGCUCCCACUCCUACGAGGAGAGUCGUCACGCCUCCUACACCGCAACAGGUACAAGUGCAAGCUCCUCCGCCGGCGCCUACACCACCGUCAUCAAAGCUUCAGGAUCACCAGUUUGCAAAACUUUCGGAUAGCAACAAAUUUCCGCAUCAUGCGACAGCUGCUGCAAUGGCUAUACAACAACAGUUGUUCAGAGAACUUGCAAAGAAUCCAGUAGCUGCUGCUGGUCUCUCACCACAUCAAUCUUUGCCUGCUCACUUGAUUCCAGCUUUCAACCCAGCCUUAUUGUUUUAUAAUCAGUUGGCUAUGGCACAGGCCGCUCAAGGCACCAAGGGUCUUGCUGAGCUGCAACGCCAAACUGAGAAUCUUCAACGCCAGUACUUGCUUGAUAUGAUUCCGUCGCAGAUGUCCCAGAAUCAGAGCAAUCAGCCUCCGCCUCGUGCUCAUCCACAUAAUUGGAAAACGUAACCAGGCCCUUACUAAAACGCGGUACGACACGACUUUUUUUAAACAAUUCGUAAAAUUGAGCAGUGUCUCUGUUUUAUCGCGGUAGGUAACGAGGAGGUCUAGUUUAAAUUGUUUGAUCGACUGCUAAAAACGUGUUCGCCUAGGACAAAAAGGAGUGGGAUAUUUUAUCCUUGCGAUUCUUUCGUGUAUAGUUUUAAUAUGGUGUGCUUCUUUUUCCAAGUGAUAACGUCGAAUUUCCUCGAGAUCGAUUGUGAAAUUUCGUGUAUUUUUCAACUGUAAAAAAGGUACUGAGGUCUUUAUUUAAACGUGUCUUUUCACUACGAUAUAUUAUUUACAACAAAAAAAAGAAGACGUUUGUCUUUAGUUUUGAGAGACAAAACAAGUCGAAAUAUAAAAACAAAUAUUUGUAUGCUAGAAAAAUAGAUGUAUAAUAUGUAAUGAUUGGUCGAACGGUUUAUAAUAAUCAGGCAUUGGAUUUGCACUGUCCGUAAACAGACAUUUGUUUCUUUUGUGUUAAAAUUGAUUGAUUUUUUACAUUUUAAGUAACGGUAACUAUAGACAUAUAAACUUUCUCCAAAAAUCGAAAGCAUUUUCAUUUGAGUCUAAGAAAACUAUGAUUCUAAUUGUAAGUAAGAUCUAUUUAUGUGAAUGGAAUUCAUUUAAGUGGAUUGAUUAACCAAGAGUAUUUAAAUUUUUUUUAUUUAUGCAUGGUUUAGUGGAAUGUAUAUUAUUAUUUUUUAUUUUAUUUUUUCAAUUUUGAUACAAAAUUCUACAGUACACAAAGUUAUUAACGUAUUUUCGACAAAACAUAAAAAAAUAAUCAAUACCAUAAAAUAACAUUUUGUUUAAAAGAUAACUACCAUUCUAACGCGUGGUAAAAUACAAAUUAUUUUAAUUUUCUCCAUAAAUUUAGCAUAUACUGAAGGUAAUAAAUUGUUAAGUUAACAAUUGAUGUCCUUCGAUUUUUAUGGAUUUACGUGUGUUGUUGUGUUUAAAUGCUCUGGUCAAGCAAACAAAUCAAGAAGAAAAAAAAAAAAAAAAAAUGUUUGGAAAAAAAACUUUCUCGACUGGCUGUGUCUGACCACAUCUUUCAUUGCAACCUUUGCCAUUCGUGUCUAUCAUCAAAUAAUAAAAGUAAAAAAUUUAUUGUAUAGCCUUCGACAUUUUUUCCAUUUACAUUUUAAAACAAGUUUAUAAACUUUAAACGUAAACAAAAAUAGUAUAACUGUCUCUCUUUGUACUAAGCAAUAGGUUUCGAACUUAAUAUCAAUAAGGCAUAUAAAAAGUCGUAAAAUAACAAAAGGUAUAUUUGCAAUCACGUAACAUUAUAACGAGAAUCUCCGUGUUUUGUACAAUAGUAUUGAAUGUAUUUAUGAAAGAAAUGCGAAAAGCGGAAAAUUAUGCAUGGAAGCGUGAUUGAAUCGAUUUUGUAAGAGAUCCAAAAAAUGGAUUAAAAAAAUAUUUUAGCAUAAGACAAAGUUAAGUUGAACGAUUGAUGAAUAUCUCUGCUAAUUAAUCCUCAAAAUCACUUUUUCAAAUUUUUUAAACAACUCACCUUACAUUGAGGGUAAUAAAGCAGGUUCAUAUUGAUACAAAGUUCAAAAAUUCAUUCUGUUGUUGAUAAUCGAUGGAAUAAAAAUUGCUAAACUGAAUGAUUCAAUUUCUAAUAGCAGCUCGUUAAUCAUGGCUGCAUAAUGAUUUUCUAAUAAGUUUUUGGUUAAUUGCAAAGAAAUUAAAAUACAAAGAUAAGCUCCAGUUCUGUUUUUUAUUCUUGCUUCACCUUGUAUUGUGCCAAUAAUUUUUUUUUUCUUUUUUUUUUCUAUGACAAUUUUACAGUGUACUUGGUUGUUGCAAUAGUUUGAAUAUUUUAUCACCAUUGUUAAAUUACAUGCCAAUCGAUUGCUCAUUUUUGAAAAAGAACAAGAAAUGAAGGAAUCUGGUGACCACAACUGAUGUUUUUGAUAAUAAAGCCAUGCUUGCAUUUCCCUUGUGUUAUUAAAGGGUGACAUUUAUAAAAAAAAAUUCUGGCAAAACUCGAUAUUGACCAGAAAAUUUUGGGUGUGGAAGCACGGGAAGUUGAAAAUAAGUUUGUUGAACAUGACUAUUACGUACAGUAGAAACAAUAAUUAAGCCGUUAUUUUGUACAUAACUGUAUACAGAAUAAGUUAUCUUGACAUCACUUUAUUAAUUUGACAAUAAAAAAUCAUUUUUACUUGAAAAAAAUAAAUACAAAAGUAUUUUGGCAAACCUUUUCGAAGUAUCAAGCGUUCAAUAUCUACAUGUGUGUCAAUACUUGGUGGCGCCACGCAAAAUGAGCUUAUACGAUAAGUGCAUGCGUGCGUGAGCGUGCUUUCUCAAGCGUACAUAAUCGUGCAAUAGGAAAAAAAAGUAAAAAAAAAGUAAAAAAAAAAUAAAUAAGGGUGGAGAGAUAUUUGAAAGCUGUUUUUAAAAAAGCUAACGAUGCUUUGCAGUGGCUAUAUUUAGAAAACACUGAUCAAGAGAGGAGUGUGUUAUGCAAUACACGUACAUGUUUCAGUGUAUAUACAUAUAUCUCCUUUAUAAAAUACUCGCUCGUUUUAGUUCAUCCUUUUUGUUUUAAAAGCACUUCUUGUGCACCUCCUAAUUUGAUAUAUGUAUGUACAUACGUACAAAUUAUUAUUUAAAAGUAAAACACAAGCGUCGAUGCACUACUGCGCCAGCAGAGUAUGAGAGUACAUGUGUGUACGUUAGCGUACGCGAGGGAGUAUGCGUUUAGCACUGUAAAUAUUUUUGGCCUCUAUGAUAUUGAAAAAUUUGCGUGUCUCUGGUGCACAUUGGCGACAUUGGCGUCCCCCGUGUUCUUUCUUUUAUUUGUUUUCUUUUCGGUACUGCAUGUAUUGUUUACGUAUGCUUUUGAGCACAGGAUUUUUUUUUUGUACAAUCACGACAAAAAUACGACGAAAGUGUAAAAACCGUGGCAACUUGCACGCAAACAAGAUGUAUAUGGUAACACUCUUUUUUAAAAUUAAAAAAAAAAAAGAAAAAAAAAUCCAAAAUACAACUAUUGUCUACACAUAAGUACAUACUUGAUUAUCAUUUCAAAUUACGCAACUCGCCAUCCUCGUGCA
Copidosoma floridanum is the source of this 5868-nucleotide messenger RNA. RefSeq names its product transcriptional repressor p66-beta simjang (gene simj). Gene Ontology annotation, biological process: negative regulation of transcription by RNA polymerase II. Lineage: Eukaryota; Metazoa; Arthropoda; Insecta; Hymenoptera; Encyrtidae. Gene Ontology annotation, cellular component: NuRD complex. The record is from RefSeq and is a predicted model, not a curated record.